AGUUGGUGAAUUGUUCGAGCAAAGAUCUUCUUUAGCGAGUUUUUGAUCAAGUCACUGUGACUCGGAUCUCCGGGGUUCUUCAUCCCGUCACACUCCGAUUUCACCUACUGAAUCUUGUUUUUCACUUGUAAAAGAUGCCUCUCAGACUCGAAAUUAAGAGAAAACUUGCUCAAAGAUCGGAGAGAGUGAAAUCUGUGGAUUUACAUCCAACGGAGCCAUGGAUUUUGGCGAGUUUGUAUUCAGGGACUGUUUGCAUUUGGAACUACCAGACUCAGACUAUGGCAAAAUCUUUUGAGGUCACUGAAUUACCAGUUAGGUCAGCGAGGUUUAUAGCUCGCAAGCAGUGGGUUGUUGCUGGUGCAGAUGACAUGUUUAUUCGAGUCUACAAUUACAAUACAAUGGAUAAAGUCAAAGUAUUUGAGGCGCACACAGAUUAUAUUAGGUGUGUUUCUGUCCAUCCUACCCUGCCGUAUGUGCUAUCAUCUUCUGAUGACAUGCUUAUUAAGCUUUGGGACUGGGAGAAGGGCUGGGUGUGUACUCAAAUUUUUGAGGGUCACUCCCAUUAUGUGAUGCAAGUGACCUUUAAUCCAAAAGAUACCAAUACCUUUGCAAGUGCAUCUCUGGAUCGCACUAUAAAGAUUUGGAAUCUUGGCUCUCCUGACCCAAACUUCACAUUGGAUGCCCACUUGAAAGGGGUGAAUUGCGUAGACUACUUCACGGGUGGUGAUAAACCUUAUCUAAUCACGGGUUCUGAUGAUCACACUGCUAAGGUGUGGGAUUAUCAAACCAAAAGUUGCGUCCAGACGCUAGAAGGCCACACACACAAUGUUUCCGCUGUUUGUUUUCAUCCUGAUCUUCCCAUAAUAAUUACGGGUUCUGAAGAUGGUACUGUACGCAUAUGGCAUGCAACCACUUAUAGACUUGAGAACACAUUGAACUAUGGUCUUGAAAGAGUCUGGGCUAUUGGAUACAUGAAAGGUUCACGAAGGGUUGUAAUUGGCUAUGACGAAGGAACAAUUAUGGUGAAAAUUGGUAGAGAGGUACCCGUAGCCAGUAUGGACAAUAGUGGAAAAAUUAUAUGGGCUAAGCAUAAUGAAAUUCAGACAGUUAACAUUAAGAGUGUGGGAGCAGAUUAUGAGCUCACUGAUGGAGAAAGAUUGCCUCUGGCAGUUAAAGAGUUGGGAACCUGUGAUCUAUAUCCACAAAGUUUGAAGCAUAACCCCAAUGGGAGGUUUGUUGUCGUUUGUGGAGAUGGUGAAUACAUAAUAUACACAGCUUUGGCUUGGAGAAAUAGGUCCUUUGGCUCAGCAUUGGAAUUUGCUUGGUCUUCAGAUGGUGAAUAUGCUGUCAGAGAGAGUACUUCAAAGAUUAAGAUCUUUAGUAAAAAUUUCCAGGAAAAGAAGAGCAUCCGACCAACAUUUUCUGCUGAGCAUGUAUACGGUGGAACUUUAUUGGCAAUGUGCUCAAAUGAUUUCAUUUGUUUUUAUGACUGGGCUGACUGCAGGUUGGUUCGACGGAUUGACGUUAAUGUCAAAAACCUCUACUGGGCUGAUAGCGGUGAUUUGGUAGCCAUUGCCAGUGAUACAUCGUUCUACAUACUAAAAUACAAUCGCGAUGUAGUUUCUGCGCAUCUAGACAGUGGAAGAUCAGUUGACGAACAAGGUGUUGAAGAUGCCUUUGAGCUUCUUUAUGAAAUAAAUGAAAGAGUCAGGACUGGGAUAUGGGUUGGUGAUUGUUUCAUUUACAACAACUCUUCCUGGAGACUUAAUUACUGUGUUGGUGGUGAGGUAACCACAAUGUUUCAUUUGGACCGGCCUAUGUACCUGCUGGGAUAUCUAGCCAAUCAAAGUAGGGUGUAUCUCAUUGACAAAGAGUUCAAUGUUAUGGGAUAUACAUUACUUCUUAGCUUGAUCGAGUAUAAGACACUUGUGAUGCGUGGUGACCUGGAACGGGCGAAUGAGGUUUUAUCCUCAAUUGCUAAGGAGCAGCAUAAUAGUGUGGCUCGUUUCUUGGAAUCACGAGGAAUGAUAGAGGAUGCAUUGGAGGUUGCAACUGAUCCCGACUACAGAUUUGAGCUAGCCAUACAGCUGGGUAGACUAGAGAUUGCAAAGGACAUUGCCUCAGUAGCAGAGAGUGAGUCCAAAUGGAAGCAGUUGGGUGAAUUGGCCAUUUCCACUGGAAGGUUGGAGAUGGCAGAGGAAUGUUUAAAGCAUGCGAAUGACUUGAGUGGUUUGUUAUUACUGUAUUCUUCUCUUGGAGAUGCUGAAGGAAUAUCAGAACUUGCAUCCAUUGCCAAAGAGAAUGGAAAAAACAAUGUUGCAUUCCUGUGUCUAUUUAUGUUGGGUAAAUUGGAAGAUUGUCUGCAGCUACUGGUUGAUAGCAAUCGGAUACCUGAGGCUGCUUUGAUGGCUCGAUCUUAUCUUCCAAGCAAGGUUUCAGAAAUAGUUGCAAUUUGGAGAAAAGACCUCAAUAAGGUCAAUCAGAAAGCUUCAGAAUCUUUGGCUGAUCCAGAAGAGUAUCCUAAUUUGUUUGAGGACUGGCAAGUUGCACUUGCCGUCGAAUCAAAAGUUGCAGAGACAAGGGGUACUUAUCUGCCGGCAGAGGAGUAUGUAAACUACGCCAAUAGGUCGAAUGUAAACCUUGUGGAGACUUUCAGAAACAUGAGAAUGAAUGAAGAUGAGCCACUUGAAAAUGGGAAGUUGGAUUAUGAGGUUGCAGAACAGAAUGGAGAUGAGGGUCAAGAAUAUGGUCAGGAAGAGGUGCAAGAAGAGGCUGUUGUGGUGGAUACUGAUUCUACAGAUGGUGGUGCAGUGCUCGUCAACGGUAAUGAGGCUGAUGAAGAGUGGGGUACGAAUAACGAAGGAAAUCCGUCAGCCUAA
This is a messenger RNA of Ilex paraguariensis (yerba mate), 2879 nucleotides long. The record is from the annotation of a GenBank genome assembly. NCBI's taxonomy places the organism in Eukaryota, Viridiplantae, Streptophyta, Magnoliopsida, Aquifoliales, Aquifoliaceae.